Molecule: messenger RNA, 7291 nt
Organism: Bolinopsis microptera
Lineage: Eukaryota; Metazoa; Ctenophora; Tentaculata; Lobata; Bolinopsidae
Exons: 15
Coding region: 1-6978 (2325 amino acids)
Biological process (GO): signal transduction
Cellular component (GO): cytoskeleton
Molecular function (GO): protein binding
Source: RefSeq, a predicted model, not a curated record
AUGCAACAUCUCAAUUUCAAAGGAACCAAGAAAGGAUCAGCUAGUCCUUCCCACUCCCUGCCCACAUCACCAGCUGCCUCCAAGAAAUCUAGUCCUACUAAAGAACCGCCCCUGUCUCCGGGAUCUGUCAAUACUUCCCCAAAGAGAGGCCUGCCAUCAGGUGAACAGAAUCUGAUCCGUAUCUGGGCGGAUCAGAUAGACGGAGGUGUCGAGGGUUACAAAGGUUUCCUGAUCUCACCAGAUACCACUGCUAGAGAACUCCUGGUCACUGUUCACAGCAAACUUAAUCUUCCUGGGACUGAUAAGGACUUUUUCCUCUGCGCUAAAUUCUUUCAAUCCUCUAUAUCAGAUCGACCCCUAAUGGAUACAGAUAGACCUCUUUUUCUCCACGAGGAUUGGGAUGCCAAUGAAAAUUACAGAUUUGAAGUCAGACAGAAACCGAAAGCUAUUAUGAUGGUAUUUGGGGACGAGCAGCUGCACUUCUCCAAAAACCCCUUCAGAAGAGGAGCUGCUGAAGUUGCUGAAGAUGCCACCACCGCCAGAAUAAUAUCUGAACUUGUCAACAAAUACCAGUUAGAUCCUUGCCAGAGAUAUCAUCUGAUGGAACGGCGUCCUAACUUCGAUCGAGUACUGAGAAGUACGGACUGUCCCGUUUUACUACAGAGAAAGUGGCUACCAUUCGAAGAUGUCAAAUUCGUUCUAGGUCUCUCACCUUCGACUCCUGAGUCAUUUGGUCAGCUAGCGGCUCCCAGCCAAUUCUCCUCAAAAGUGUCCAGCUCAGGAAUGCAGGAAUCCAACACAGAUUUCACAACCGUCACACCAUUUAGCAGUGUGGUUUCCCAACAACAACAGAACAGAUUCCCAUUCGAACCCUCCAGCUCUUCAAUAGGAACAAUAGAAACACUGGGUCCUGGCGAGGUUCCUGAUUUCGAGUCAGCUGACCUGUUCAACUAUUCUGAUGCCACCUCUCCGAGAUCGUUGGAAAUUCCAGAAGAAUUCCCGUUGCUUGAAGAAGACCUGUCGGGACAUCUUGAGUUGGGUAAUCAGGAAAUAGACUCCAGACAACAGAAGAUAAGCUCAGGGUUUGAGGAGAUGCAGAAUAGAUGGCUGGGAUUGCAACAUCCUCCUGAAUUCCGUUUUAUCAAAAGGUCCUCCUCGGGAGACAUUGAAGGAAUAGAAGAGCACUUGUUCGCAGAUCUGCACGCUGAUCUACUUGCUCACGGAUCCCCUCCCGCUCUAGAUGCCAACAGUUUCGUUCACAGCGAGUUUCUAGACAGUUCCGGUACCCCAAUAAACCAAUCCUACACCAACUCAGACUUCUACACCCCUUCACCGAGACACAAUAAAAUGGACCAGGAGUCUCCCGAGUCAAGUUACUCAACAGACUACGACAAGCCCGCUCUAAAUAUUACUAGUCAGUCCUUCCGGAUGAGUUUCGGGACCUCUAACGGCAGUGACGGUGAAUCGGAUCCUGAGCUGUUCAUUACAGCUAAGAGUGCGUUAGAACAGAGCUCAUGUUGUUCAGAUAGCGGGGUGAACGUGAGCGAUGGAAGUAGCUACCGUCCUGCUGAUCACGAGAGUUUUGAGGAGCAAGACGAGGAUCUCACCAUCCCCGUCUUCAACAUCACCUCCCCAACCACAGACCUAGAACAUUCUAUCAGGGGCAGCUCCGAAAACGAGAGACAGCCUCCUUCAGGAUCGGAGUGCAGCACUCCCAGGAAACUGUCUGUGGCUAGCCAUGGUAAUCCUCUUCAUGAGAUGAGUUGGGAUAACUUUGACAUCGGUAGAAACGACUUUGAGACUGAUGAGGAGUAUGAUAAAUAUUUGACUCAUGUAAAAGCUCAAGCGGAGUUGAAACACAAAAAUGUGGAACUGAUUGGUGACUAUAGUGCUGUUUCUGACAGCGAAACUGUUGAGAUCAAUAACGACCAUUCUAUUAAUAAUACUGCCGACAGUCAAGAUAUAACGAUUCUCCAAGAUUCCAUGUCUGCCCACAACGAAAUGUCCGAUAAGGAUAAUGUUUACGACACUUCAGUGGAGGACUCAGACAUCAGCUUCCCUACUGAAGCCGAUUUUCCAACAGAUAUAAGUUUCCCAGCUGAUCAGAUUGAAACAGAUAUAAGUUUCCCAGCCGAUCAGAUUGAAACAGAUAUAAGUUUCCCAGCUGAUCAGAUAGAAGAUGACAUGAAAUCACCCAGAGAAGAUGAUAUGAAAUCACCCGAGGCUGAUGGACUACCCAUGACUGAAAGUCUAGCUCUUCUCGCUGAAACUAAAAAGUUGUACAGUGCUUUAGAGGAAAAAACAAGUUUACUGGAGGAAAAGUAUUUUAGUCCUGAAAAGAUGAAGUGCGCUCUCAGUGACCCUAUGGGUUCUUUUGUCCUUGAAGAACAAGACGAGCCCUAUCAUGAACAGAAAGAACAUUCUGUUAGCGAUGACCGACCUGUUUAUGAACUACAACAACAGUUUGUUGAAGAACUGCAGCAGCAAUUUGUGGAUGAACUGCGAAAACCGGUUGACGAUGGACAACAGAAACAGUUUUCUAAUGAUAUAGCCAAGCCAGAUGAGAGUGACCUCUCUGAAGGGGUGUCAGAACAAAAAGCCGGGUUGAUAUCUAGAUCAAUAGAAUUUUUUGAACAAUGUGCCCAGUCGUCAUCCACUGAUUCGUCUCCUACUAAACCCAAUGAGAGGCUGAUGAAAGGAACCCCUCCCAAGACCCCCAGUAAAGCUCAGAAACUAAAGAAAACUCGUCGGCCCUCCAGACCGAGAUCGACUGAUGAUACCUCUUCUCAAGCCUCAGAUAGAUCUUUGAAACGUGAUCCUCUCAUUCAAUCUUCUAGUAUUGAUGAGGAUUGUGUUGAUAUUCCUGAAGUUAUUGCUGGAACUUUGGCCCCAGCUGCUAAACGUCCGAAAAGUCCACCUAAACUGCUACCAAAACCAAAAAGUCCUAGUGUUAAGUCUAAGUCCCCGAUUGAAAGCGGAAAUGAUAGUAUGGAUUGUAAAGUGGCUGUGGAUGGAGAUCCAACAGUACCGAGCCCAGACUUUUCGAAUGAGGGUCUGACAAAACAAAGGUUAGACGCUAUUGUCCCCUGCAAAAUAACGCGGAGACCCCAUCAUAAAUCAGGAACUUCGCUAUCUCAGCCUUCCAUCGAGACUGGUACCACGGAAAUUUCUAGAACAACAGCAUCCACAAAUUCUACUGCCAUUCUACGCGAGUCUGUCGACAAUCUCAGAUUUGAAAUUGACGAACUUGUCAAUGACUGCGGGGAGAGUUUUGCUACUUCGUUAGAUACAGACAGGCAUUGUUUUAGCGAUUCAACGUACAAUCAGAGCCUGCAAAACAACUCUAACGUUUAUGAUGACACUCUUGUCAGUGAUUCCGAUGAAAUUAUCUCGUCUGAAUCAGAUUUCUCCAACCCAGUUAUUCUCGAUGAAUACUGCUCAGAUCCUGAAGCAGCAGCAUGUGAGCUGGAGGAGUUGUUCCAAUCCUAUCUGCCUGGUCCACCUGAGAAUAGGGGGACUGUGGGAAUAGAGGUGACUUAUCACUCGGACAAAUCCGAUUCUGAGGAUAUACAUUAUGAAGAAUGUGAAAUAAGUGAGUCUCCUUUCGAUGAAAACACUCAUGUUAUUGAACCAGAAGAAGUUCCUGAUGUUAAUUCUGUUCUCAUACUAUAUAACUCCAAUGUUCAGGAACAUCCUCAUCUUCAGAAUCAUGUUAUUGAGGUAGCUUCUACACUCAGUGACACCGAAUCUAUGUCACUCCAGCUUGUAGAAUGUCUCUCUAUCACAUCAGUUGACGAAGUGAUUCCCGUCAUUGAAACGACUGAAGUGAUACAAGUCGACUGCCUCCAAACAGAUGUGUUAUCUGACUGCCAGAGUGUCUCCUCGGCAUCUAAGUAUAUGGUGGAUGAGGGUGAAGCUGUCAUGUCUGACGUGGAGUCGGUUCCUGACUGGCUUGCAUCAGACACAGAAGAGUUUACAGAUAUCCUUAGUCAACAUAUGAGUAGUCCUCUUGGGGUACAAGUUGACACAGGUGCUGGCUCUUCUUUGAUUUGUUUAAAUGGUGAUGAGGGUUCAGCUGAUAAUGAACAGGAUUCUACGGACUACAUAGACGUCUCAGAUCCUUUUGAUAACACGUUUGUCAUUGAAGAGUUGUCUCUUAGUGCACUGAGUGAAACCAAACCAGAGCCAAAAUCAGACCAGAUGAAACAUUCUGAGGUCACCACCUGUGAGGAAGAUUCUUGGUCACCAUCUGAAUCAAGCGAGUCUAUCCGCAAACCACUGGUUCGUAAACCAAGUAUAGUUGACGAUCUCAUGGACCGAUACCUAAGUCCCCCUGGAGAUCUUGAUUUGAAAUUAGGGAUAAAGGAGCACGUUCCCGGAUGUGAAAACUUUCCUGAGGACCAGGAGCCAGAAGAGAUAGACACAGUGGCUAAUGACGAACCAAUACUUCAACAAAGUCAAGAGAAUAAGCUGAUUGAAGAGUUCUCGCAAACUGGCGAUGUGGAAAUUAAACUUAAUAGACCAAAUCGUGCUGAUUCGGAUGAUAUGGAUUCUUUCUACGACGAUGACUUCCAUGAUGACCCUUCGGAAACAGUAGGACAUGGUGACACGAGAUAUCCUAAUUUGCCUUCAGUUGAAAUAGAAAGUGAAAGUGAUUAUCAUGGUGAUAUCAAUAUUCGAUACAAUUCACUCGACAUUGUCCAGCAUCCGUGCUGUCCUUCAACUGAACCUGAGACAGAAACAGACACUGGAGACUUUCACACUCCUCAGCCAACCGAACAUGAAACCGAAAGUGAUUCCGAAAGUGAACUUGAUUCCCCAGAUCCCAGAUACAGAUCACCACAUGCCAGGCCCGACAACUCUUACGGUGCUGCUUAUGAUGACUUAGAAACCUCAGAAUCAGAAACCUCCGAAUCUGAAGUUUCCGAGUACGAGACUUUAAAUGGAAACUACCGACAUCUGUGUUCUAGACUUGAUAAGUUGAGGACCACCUUCAAGAAGGAUAAGUUUAACAGGAUCCUGGAUCUGGAGCAAGAUGAAGCUACUGGGUUGACAUUAUACGAGAUAAAACUCCCGUGUAUUACCGAGGAGGAUGAUUGUGAGGAGUUACCCUCCGAUCAGAUCAACAAAAUGAUGCCUCAUGCCGACUUGAAACGUCAGUACAAAAACUUGCUGACUGAAAUAGAGGAGACCAAACCGAAGCUCCGGCAACUCGAAGUCUUGCAGUCUGAGUUGACGUCUAUGCAAAAAGCGUACCAUGAUCUGAAGGAGCAAGCACUUCGCAUGAGUAUAGAACAAGAUGCCCAGAAAUCUCAAAUUGAUGAGGAGAUCAAGAAGCUCAAGAACUCAAAUCAAGAUCUCAUCAAAAAGAACAAGGACAGUAAAGCUGAAGCUGUGGUGUCUACCAUUAUGGAGCUAGAGAAGUUGUACAGCAACAGAAUCAUGGCACUGGAGAAGGCUCUGGAACAGAAGGAUGAUAUGGUCAAGGACCUGGAGGAACAGAAUAGGAACAUGAUGACUCAGUUGAACGUCACCAGACGACAGUCAGUGCAGCUGGAAACAGCCAACACUCUCCUUCACAAGAGGAACGAGGUGCUGGUGGUCGAGAAACAGGACGGGGAGAUCAAUCCUGCUGACUAUUUCGACUCUGAUAAUGAGCGACUUGCUCUUCUAGCCAAACAAUGUGACGCACUACAACAAACCGUGUCAUCUUUGGAGGGGACCCUUUUGUUGAGAGUAAAGGAGCUGAACGAGACGUACGAGGAUCUGGAUACCAUGAGAUCAGAUCUUAGAAUAGCUGAGGUGGCGAGAAUCGAAGCAGAGGCACAGUUGGAUGUCAACAAACGUGAGGUUUCAAGACUCCACAACGUCAACGAAGAGUUUGCCGAGGAAAUAAAACAGAAGAUUGCUGAGAAUGGUAAACUGGAACAAGAAAACCGGCACCUGAUCGAGAACAUCGAGUCUCUACAAUUGGAGUACGAUGAUUGCAAGGCUAGGGUUGGAAGACUGGAGAACGCAUUACUCGCCCAAGAAAAGGCACUUGAAGCUAUCAAAAACUCGGAGAAAUCAGCUAAAACGGAGCUGACAAGCCUUGAGAAGGAUCUAGAAGUAGCUAACCAGAACCAAAGGAAAAAAGAGGACGAAGUGAGAAAGUUAAAGAAAGAGGUCGACAAAGCAAAGAAAGGAAGCAGCAUGUACAACCUUUGUAACGUUCUCAAACCCGGUGAGACCCUGGAGCUGGUGUCUGUGGACCUCCCUGCGGUGACUCAGCAGAUACCCAGAGGUAUUUAUUUUAAACAAGGACAACACGGUGUGUACGUAGACAAGGUAGACGUUAACAGCUCUGCUGGGAAGACUCACCGACUAGCUGGUGGAGACAGAGUUGUGGAGAUCAAUCUGAACGACGUCUCCAAUGGGUCCUUUGAAGCAGUGAGUAAAGACAUGGAUUCUCCACGAGCUAUGCAGCUUGUUGUUGCAAGAGUAGCUCCUGAUGUUAGAGUGGAGAGUAAGUUGAGAGCAGAGGCUCUAAAGGAUCAGAUCAAGGGUCUAGUGAUGGAUCUGGAUAAAACUGCUAAACACUGCCAGGAGUUACAGGGUGAUGCUGCUGAUCUCAAGGACGAACUGGCUAAUGUAAAAGCAAAACAGAAGAGCGAGAUAAGCUCACUCAGCAACCAGAAGACGGCUGAAGAAAUGCAGAACCUCAAAGCGUUGCUAGCCCAAAAGGAGCAGUACUUGAAGACCCUAGAGACAACAGUAAGAUCGAAGAACGAGCUGCUUGUAACAAUGGAGAUGGACCACCAUCGUACACCCAGAUCAACACCUAACUCCUCGCUUCACCAGAGCACUAGCUUCAGUCCUGGACUCAGCAGCACCACUAGAGAACCCAGAACCUCUACAUCCGGCAAACCUAACGGCAAUGUUUCCAACCCAAAAGACGAGUCUACUGUUUCAGAACUUGUUAACAGAUAUGGUAACUGAGAACUUUGACAAUUGUAAGCUUACCAUUGGGACUGAGCUGUCAUUAAUAUUUUUUAGAUAUUUGAAUUCUAAUCAAGGAUACUUGAUAUCGUUUUGCAGGUCAUGCGAAUGAUUUGAACCUUGAAGGUAUAAAACAUUUCGCUGAAUUUUAACUCAUUAAAUUGUUAUCUAUGUAGAAUUAGAAGUUUUAAGCAAACUGUUACAAUUCCCUUACAAGACAAAUAAAAUGACGUCCAGACUACAGAGUGUAAAUAUAAUAUGAAAUAUAUUACUAAUUGUAUGAUAACAGUGUAUGAUAUUCACUUAAUUUCAG